Molecule: messenger RNA, 785 nt
Organism: Hibiscus syriacus
Lineage: Eukaryota; Viridiplantae; Streptophyta; Magnoliopsida; Malvales; Malvaceae
Product: F-box protein PP2-A15-like
Exons: 2
Coding region: 44-589 (181 amino acids)
Source: RefSeq, a predicted model, not a curated record
UAUGUAGGAAGUAUGGCUGGACAGAGUGACCGGGAGGGUAUGCAUGGCAAUAUCUGCAAAAGGGAUGGCAAUAACAGGAAUCGAUGAUCGGAGAUAUUGGAAUUGUGUUUCUACAGAAGAAUCUAGAUUCCAUAUUGUAGCGUAUUUGCAGCAAAUAUGGUGGUUUGAAGUAGAUGGAGUAGUAAAGUUUCCUCUUCCAGCUGAUAUAUAUACUCUCUCAUUCAGGCUUCACCUUGGAAGAUUUUCCCAAAGGUUGGGAAGACGGAUGUCUAGUUUCGAGCACACACACGGUUGGGAUAUAAAGCCUGUGAAAUUUGAGUUGUCUACUUCUGAUGGCCAGCUAGAAUCAUGUGAGCACUAUUUGGACGAUACUGAACAAGAUUAUGAAAAUGGAAACCAUAAGCGUGGAUGCUGGAUAGACUACAAGGUAGGGGAAUUUAUCGUCAACACCUCAGAACCAACAACUGAAGUCAGAUUUUCCGUGAAACAGAUAGAUUGCACACAUUCUAAAGGAGGGCUUUGUGUAGAUUCUGUAUUUAUUAUCCCCACUGACCUUAAAGAGCGUAAAAGAAGAGGGACUUUGAAAUAACCAGAAACAUAUCAGAGUUAUUGUUGUCAUCAAUGAUCCCUGGAAAUCCCAUGCGGUUUCACGUACAGCUUAUACUUCUGAAGGCAAUUGUUGUUUUAGAGAGUUUCGUCUUAAUUGGUUUUUGGAGUAGGUAUGCGUCCUCUAUGAUCACGUAAGCUUCACUACCAUGUAUUUGAUCCAGUUUUGUUUCUUUCUU